This is a messenger RNA of Xiphophorus couchianus (Monterrey platyfish), 5436 nucleotides long. It is a transcript of the gene kita, whose product is annotated as KIT proto-oncogene, receptor tyrosine kinase a. The record is from RefSeq and is a predicted model, not a curated record. The transcript has 21 exons. Gene Ontology annotation, cellular component: plasma membrane; signaling receptor complex. Gene Ontology annotation, biological process: positive regulation of receptor signaling pathway via JAK-STAT; positive regulation of MAP kinase activity; multicellular organism development. NCBI's taxonomy places the organism in Eukaryota, Metazoa, Chordata, Actinopteri, Cyprinodontiformes, Poeciliidae. Gene Ontology annotation, molecular function: ATP binding; transmembrane receptor protein tyrosine kinase activity; growth factor binding. Bases 287 to 3244 code for a protein of 985 amino acids.
GGGCUCCUAUAAACAUGCUCUUGACUCUCCUCCUCAGGCAGAACCACCUGGUGGGCCCGCACCGUCCGCUGCAGGACACCAGCAUGCUUUUUCAGACAGGCUGCUGCUGCUGAGCAUCUGUGCCGUUAAAGCUCCGUGAAGCGGCGCGCGCCUCUGUUGAAACCCCGCGGACAAACUUUCCCCCCCUGAAGCCCGACGCGCUCGGCGAGGUGCGAGCGAGAGCUAAACCAGCUUGACCACUGCGGCACUGGCUCACCCUCUCAGCUGGACCCAUGGAAUACUAACUAUGGAAUACCUCUGGAUUCUGCUGUUUGUGUUUUUACAGCUCAGCUUCCACCCAGGCAACACCAAGCCCACUAUCAUCCCCAACCAGACCCAACUCGUCGUCCCACUCAACCAUCCCCUCGACCUGCGAUGCAAGAGUGAAAACAAGACACAGUGGUGGCGAGAAAACCGGCAAAGACCUCUUAAAACAACGCAAAUUGAUGGGAUGCGGAGAGUAUUUCACCUCAAAGCUCUGAGUGUCCAUAGUGGCCGUUACCUGUGCCGGGAUGAGAAGUCCAGCGAGGAAGCCUCCAUCUUCGUCUUCGUGAAAGAUCCGGAGAAUCCCUUUAGAAAAUCAGCGAUAAACAGCAUUCUUAUUCGUGAGGGAAACAACGCUGCCAUCUCAUGCCUUGCAACUGAUCCAACUAUGCUCAACUUAACUUUGGAAAUGUGCUCCGGAGAAGCCCUCCCCGCUGGUCUCCAGUAUUCUACGAGCCUGGAGCAAGGGAUCAUCAUCCACAAUGCAAAGCUGACUUACAGAGGAUGCUAUGUGUGCACAGGGACGCUCGAGGGAAGAGCCGUCAAAUCAGAAAAAUACUCCCUGACAGUCAAGAAAGUCCCCUUAGGUCCUCCUGAAAUUCAGAUGCAGCAUCCCAGGAGAAUCAUUCUAACUCGAAAUGAAAAUCUGUUCAUCACCUGCAAUGCCACCAAUGUCAACGGAGAGUUCACAGUGAAUUGGGUGGCACCACCUGGCUCGGGUGCCAUCUGGUGUCCACAGCAACCAGCAAAGGUUGAUGGCGAUGCACGUAUCCUGACGAAGGACUACACUCACGCCCGCAGUGUCACGCUGAAAAUAGAGUCCGUGCGUCCACAGGAUGCUGGGAGUUACAAAUGCGAAGCCGGAAACGAAAAAGGGAACAGCACGAUGUCCGUGUGGCUGGACGUUUAUGAACGGGGUUUUAUCAGCUCAGCAGAAAUCCACAACAGAACCUUCCACAUCCGCGCCGGCGACAGUUUGUCUCUGAACGUUAGCAUGGAGGCGUAUCCGAAGCCGCACGCCGUCUCCUGGAGCUUCAUGGGCGAGAAGCUCAGAAACACCAGCGACCACGUCAUCACCACGCACAGCAGGGACUACAGCUACGUCAGUGAGUUGAGGCUGGUGCGGCUCAAAUCGACAGAAGGUGGCAUUUAUACCUUCGAAGCCUCCAACGGCGACGCGGCGGUAAAGCAGAACUUCUCCGUGUUUGUUAUCAGUAAGCCUGCGAUCAUAGACCAUGGGGGCCCGGUGGACGGACAGGUGCGCUGUGUGGCUGAAGGCUACCCUGCCCCCCAGAUCAAAUGGUACUACUGUGAGAAGCACGUCAGGUGCUCCCAGCAGAAGAACGCCACCCAGGAAGAGCGCGGCGUCAUGACCAUCAUGUCGGAAAGCACCAGCUUCGGGAAGAGGGUGGAGAGCUGGGUCAACGUCAGAAGACGGUACAGUACUCUGGAGUGCGUCGCCACCGGGGACGGAGAGCAAGCCUUCAUACUGUUUUCUAUCACGGAGGAAAGGCAUGAUCUGUUCACUCCUCUCCUAAUUGGCUUCAUAUCAGCAGCAGGCGUCCUCUGCCUCAUUGUUAUCCUGCUGCUCUACAAGUACAUGCAGAAACCCAAAUACCAGAUCCAGUGGAAAGUCAUUGAGGGAAUCCACGGCAACAGCUACGUGUACAUUGACCCCACGCAGCUGCCCUACAAUCACCAGUGGGAGUUCCCACGGAACAACCUGCGUUUCGGGAAGACAUUGGGAUCUGGGGCAUUUGGGAAAGUGGUGGAGGCCACGGCGUAUGGACUCUCCAACGCUGACUCGGUCAUGACGGUGGCGGUGAAAAUGCUUAAAUCAAGCGCUCAUGCCACGGAGAAAGAGGCUCUGAUGUCAGAGCUAAAGGUCCUCAGUUACUUGGGAAACCACAUAAACAUCGUCAACCUGCUGGGAGCCUGCACUGUGGGAGGACCAACGCUGGUCAUCACAGAAUAUUGCUGCUUUGGGGACCUUCUGAACUUCCUCCGGAGAAAGAGAGAGUCUUUCAGCACCUGUGAGCUAAAGGAGAACUAUUUCUACCGCAACUUCAUACAAAAAAGAGCUGCAGAUGGUGACAGCUUGAAUGGCUACAUGAGCAUGAGGCCUUCUGUCGCUGGCAACUCACCGUCGAGCUCGUCCUCGGAGCGGAGACAGUCACUACGCAAAGGUGGCCUGUACCUCGAAGCUGACGCAGACGGCGAGAUGUUCGAUGAGGACGAUUUGUCUCUGGACACCGAGGAUCUCCUCAGCUUCUCGUAUCAAGUGGCCAAAGGCAUGGAGUUCUUAUCCUCCAAAAAUUGUAUUCACAGAGACCUCGCCGCCCGGAACAUCCUGCUGACUCAAGGAAGAGUGGCAAAGAUCUGUGAUUUCGGCCUGGCGAGGGACAUCACCACAGACUCUAACUACGUCGUCAAGGGCAACGCCCGCCUGCCGGUGAAGUGGAUGUCCCCAGAAAGCAUUUUUGAGUGCGUGUACACGUUUGAGAGUGACGUGUGGUCCUACGGCAUCUUGCUUUGGGAAAUUUUCUCACUGGGAAACAGUCCGUAUCCUGGUAUGCCUGUGGACGCCAAGUUCUACAAACAGAUAAAAGAAGGAUACCGGAUGGACGCACCGGAGUUCGCACCCAGCGAAAUGUAUCAGAUCAUGAGCUCCUGCUGGGAUGCGGACCCCUUCAAGAGACCCCCCUUCAUGAAGGUGGUUGAGAGCAUUGAGCAACAGCUGUCGGAUGCCACUAAACAUAUUUAUUUGAACUUCAGUUCCAGACUCCCUGUGUUGCCUAGAGCGAGGGAGGAAUCCAGUUCUCAGAGCACAGCAACUCUCGGCUCGUUCUCAGCCAGCAGUAAGAGCGCUCCAACGCAGCCCUUGCUGGUUCAGCAUGAAGUCUUCGUGGAGGGGACAAUCCUUCAGGCCCAGUGGGUGUAAGGAACCGCCGGACUUGUUUGGCUGCCUCAAAGUGCCUGUGAUGUUUCGCCACAAAUCAUCCAAACCACUACUUUUCGUCCGCCUCCCUCUCCUGAAUCCCCCGGUUACCAGCGAAGGUUGCUGUAAGAAGAGUGAGCGCCGCCUCUCGCAGGAGAGAGCGCGUCCGUGGAUAAACGGCUUUUAUCUUUGCGAUCGCUGUUCUUGCCUGCUCAGUGCUGGGAGGACACUUGGACUAUUGCUCCCAAUCUCCAGAACUCUGAAGGCACCACUGAGGGUGGGGCGGCCGUCACACAUUACUCAUUAUGUUAUUACACUGUUACAUUGGUUGGUUAUUUUACACUUUUUCAUGUCUCCUUUACAUUUCAUUAAAGUUGUUUCAUCAUUUAAGUUUUUUUUUUCAAGGUGAGGAUGGGGGGGGAUUAGUCCACAUUAUAGCAGAUGUCUUCUUUUUCUUUUUACGUUUGGUGUUGUUGUUUUGGUUAUUUUCUGUUUUUUGUUUUUUUCUGUCAUGGAGCGUCGUUUGCGUUUUUUCUUUCCUUCUUUCCUUCUUUCUUUUUGACUGUUGCAGUUGUAGGGUUGGAAAAGAAAGCACUUGAGGCACUUAAACUUUUCUUUAUUCCAUACAUCACAUGAUGCAAAUAAUACAACUUUUUUCUUUUUAAAAAAAAAUCCCUUUCAUUGUCAGUAUUACUUUCCAACUGUGCAGAUCUAUGCUGUAUAAAGAAGAUACUUUUGGGGGCCAAUUUCAAUUGAGAUACAAUGACACGGAUACUUCUAUAUAAGCUACUAGGCGGCAUGGUCGACGACGACAUAUCCAUAAGUGCUUCGAGUUCAUUAGGAGGCAGAUCCAGGACGACAGCACCUAAAAAGCAAACGACUUUUGUGACUUUCGUUAGCAAAUACCAUGAUCAGUGCAUGACUGCAGCUACAGCAUAGAUACAGAUAUGCUACGCGACCCUUUAUGCUUCGUUGCGUUGCCGACAGCUGGACUGCGAGAGGUCUCAAUCUCUUGUAAAGAUGUAUAUAACUGUUUUCUCCCGCAUCUCCCGCUGUUUAUAUGUUUACAAGCGUGAGGUAGGUACUGCCAUUUCUCAGACGUGUUUUCACAGCUUUCCCCCAACCCUCCUCCAAUCCGUCGGUUUGGAAACAGUUUUUUGUUUGUUUGUUUGUUUGUUUUAACCAACUCAGACUGGUGUGUCACCCCAUGCUAGCAGUGUAGUGCUCCAACUAAGACAAGCUGAACCUCAUGUGAUAUGCCAUUAAGUGGAUUGCAGUAUUCCCUGAGGUGACAGGAGCGAGAGGGAAAAGAAGAAAACAACACAGGCUCUUUCUUAGCUCUGCGUUCAGAAGGUGACACUCGGUGCAGAACUUAUUGUGUUUGGCCGUCUCAUUGUUCUCCGGCCAGUAGCUGGUUUCCUUGCCGUCCCUCUCGUCAUCUUCUUCUUCUUCUUUUUUUUUUUUUUUUUUUGUCGUCCAGUUGUUUCCUCUGUCGGAACAGGGGGGGGGGGGUUUCAGCGCCUCUCAGCCAGUCGUCUGGAGCGGUCCCGGCAUCUCUCCCAGCUGUGGGUGUUGUUCAGAGGAGUGGAAAGUGUCCUGUUUGCGUGUGCUAAGUGUGUCUGUGCGUGCGCGAGUUUCAAAGAGUUACUGUCAAGAGGUGCCACUACUACAGAUUCAUCUAGCUUACUAAAGACCCCACAGUCUUACUGCUCUUGUCUUUUUGUAAAUACAUACGUGCGUAUAUUACAAAGUAACGUCAGUACUUUGGAAGAUGUUUAUGCUAAUGAAGAAGCGGUACAGUGAUACAGAAAUUAUUAUGCUUUAUUUUCAUAUAGGUGCACAGAUAUCCCUAUAUAGAUUCAACCAGAGAAUCUGCAUGUUGCUCUUCUUUCUAUGACGUUAUUAACAGAAAGGAUUUCAUUUUGGCCAAUUCCAAUUGUUUGCUGCACUUUGCAAGUUUACUAGUUUCCUCCAGUGACACUGCUCCAAAUGGUCAGAUCUGAUCAGGAAGCUUUGAAUAUGACAAAAUUAUAGAAUUGGGAAAGGAGCCUUCUUGAAUACCAGACUAUUUUUCAUUCGACUGCUUGCUGCAUUUCCCCAGUGUAUUUAUUGAAAGCUUUAAAGUUACUGUGUAAAUCUGAAAUGUUGCUAUUACAAGUGUCAAUGUAAAUAAAAUUGUGUAUAUUGAACUCUCA